AGAGCUGUGGCCAGGCGAGUGGAGCUCAGGUGUAGUUAAUGUGUGUUACUGCUGCAUGUACAAGCAGUUGUGUUGUACACGCCGUCCUCUCGACUAACACGUCACAUUUUGUACGUUACGGUCCCCAAUGUACGAAAUACAAGGUACUGGGAAAAGCAACAGCGUUUUUCUACGCAUCGGUCAUUGAAUGCUUUAAAAAUGCUCAACUAUAUCGACGUGAACGUGUAUCCCACGAGCAGCCUCGAGAGAUGGUGGUGCUCUUUACAUGGCUUGGUGCCAAGCAGAAGUAUGCUCACAAGUAUGCAAAUUGCUGGACUCGACGAGGUCAUGAUGUCCUCCAUGUCACUACUUCUGUCAUGGACCUUCUUUUUCCCAAAAGUGGAGCAGAGGAAACAGCAUCACGGGUGGUGGACUUCUUGGGUAAAAAAGAUAACAAUGUGAUAGUCCAUGGUCUGAGCGUGGGCGGCUACCUCACUCAGAGGGUUCUUAUGGAUGCUCGCAACUCAACAGUGCAUAUUUCACAUCAAAUAUUUGACAGUUUCACAAAUUGUGUUGGCAUCGAGGCUGGAGUCCAAAAUGCUGUCCACCCUCGGUACCGGUCCCUGGCCAAGGCUGGUGUAAGGUUGUAUUGUAAAUGUGCAGAUCUAUCAAGUAUAAAUGAAGCACAAAAAUUUGCUUUAACUUCUCCAUGUAAUGCUCCAGCCAUGUUUAUUCACAGUAUGGCAGACCAAGUUUCUUUAUUCCCGGAUUUGGAACCAGUCAUAAGUGCUCAAGAGAAAGUUUCUCCAGUGACUACAUACAUGAUUCCUAAGGAACUACAAGUGCCACAUGUUACUAUUAUGCGGUUCCUUGGAGAACAUAAGUACAUGAGUUUAAUCGACAAUUUUGUAGAUAAAUACAGAGGAUUUGUUUCUUCAGGAAGUCAAAAAGAUGCAGCAUCUGUUCCUUCUGACAUUGCUUUGGAAUCAGAGAAAGUUAUACUUGCUUUGUAGACAAGCAUAUACAUAAAUAUAUAUAUAUAUAUAUAAAUGUGCAGUGCACUAAGGUGACAAGCAAAACCUUUACCCAGUAAUUGGCUGCUAACCAUUUUUGACUACCAAGCAGUGUUUGAAACACCUGGUAAAAAAAAGAUGACAUGUUUGAUUUGCUCUAAUAUUAGAAAGAGUAUAAUUAAUAUUUGUUUAUUCAUAAAUUUAAUGCCACUGCAAAUAAACUGAUGCAAUAUGGGGGCCAAUAUAUUUAGGUAUGUCUUGUUAUUAAUUAGCACAAGGAUAUUUUUUCUUCACAUUGAUUGCAAGCUUAGCUAUGCCAUAGUAGUUAAUCCUGAGAGGUUUAUACAAUGUAUUUAUGAAAUCAAAUGUGUAAUCAUUGGGAGAUACUGUAUGAUUGUUAUAUUUUACUGACCUGUUUUAGUUUAAAAAUCUUUUCCUAUUUCCUUCAAACAUGAUGCCAGUAUACAAGUGCAGGAUUUAAGGCUAUACACAAUUUUUGGGUUAUAGUGCCCUGCGCAUAACCAUUUUUUAAUUAUCUUUAAAGUUUUUAAGUGAUCCAGUGUUUCUUUCAGUCUUAACAGUCGGUAAACUACUUUGCUUGACAUUCAGAACAUAUGCUACUGU
Messenger RNA from Procambarus clarkii (red swamp crayfish), 1616 nucleotides. RefSeq lists its product as uncharacterized. The record is from RefSeq and is a predicted model, not a curated record. NCBI's taxonomy places the organism in Eukaryota, Metazoa, Arthropoda, Malacostraca, Decapoda, Cambaridae. Gene Ontology annotation, molecular function: serine hydrolase activity.